UCUACUGAAUAGAACCACUGUGAUAUGACAGAACAUGACGCCUAUUAUGGAGGGUCUCAUACAAUUACAGAAAGAUAUUUUUGCAAAAAUCAGUAACAAUGAAGUGUGUGAACUCAAAACUUUAUUGGCGACGAAUAAAAUUAAGAUAAAUUUUGUAGAUGAAAAUGGCAUGAGUCCGCUUCAACAUGCUUGUUACAAAGGAAACAAAGAAAUUGUGCAGAUGCUCCUCGACCAAGGUGCAGAUGUGAAUGAAUGUCAACAUGAACAUGCUUAUACUGCUCUUCAUUUUGCUGCUUUAAGUGGAAAUGCAGAAUUAUGUCAUCUUUUAAUGUCACAUGGAGCUCGCUUAACAGCAACAAAUAGUGUUGGUAGAACAGCUGCUCAGAUGGCAGCUUUUGUAGGAAAUCAUAAUUGUGUAGCAACUAUUAAUAAUUUUAUUCCAAAAGCUGAUAUAGAUUAUUAUAUUAAGCCUCAAGGUUUACAAACUGAACCAUUGCUGCCACUGCAUCUGGCAGAUUGUUUUCAUAAAUUCGUCAUGCAAGUUAAUGUAAAUCCUGUACGUGUGUGUAUAAAUUUGCAGAAAUUUCCUGCUCUUUUAGAAAAUGCAGCAAAAAUACAAAAAGUAUUGGAAUCUAUGCGCUACAGAGAAAUGACACGUGGUGCUGAAACAAAUGAAGUAAUGGCUUUCAAGUAUCAUUAUCUAAGUUGUGUUGUGGCAGAUGUAUUGAAAUGUCAGAAACGACAAGGGGCUAUGAAAAUGGAAAAAAGCGAGAAGGGAAAUGAAGAGGGAGAAGAAAAAAAAUCUGAUGCUGUAGAACUUUUGAUAAGAAGAUUUCUCAAGUGCAGCAAAAGCGAUAGUUUACCAGAAUAUCAAGAGGCAUUUCUCCGAGAAUCAGUGAGAGAAUUUCCAUUUAGAGAAAGUACUAUUUUCCGCCAGAUGGUUGCUACAUUGACCAGCACAGAUCCACCAUCUGCUAUUUCUGUAAUUUCUGCUGCGAUUAAUGGGCAGAGAGGCUUCUCUGAUAAUGGCCAAAUCUGUAUAACUUGCGGUGAGGAUAAAGCUACAAAAAAAUGCAGUAAAUGUAAAGCUGUGCAGUACUGCGAUAGAGAAUGCCAGAGAUUGCAUUGGUUUAUGCACAAGAAAGCUUGUGCCAGAUCAGGUCUAUCUCCAGCUAAUAAUGGAAGAAUAGUGGAUGUAGAUAAGAACCAAAUUACCCAUGCUGUAAGCUCCAGAUUACAAAAUCUAACUAUUAAAUAAAUUGUACGUGUGUGUGUGUGUGUGUCUAUAUAUAUAUAUAUAUAUAUAGAGAGAGAGAGAGAGAGAGAGAGUUUUAAGUGAUCAGAUAUGUACAUUAGCAAUCUCUAUACACAACAUAAAUCAUAUAAAUAUGUAUCUUUAUAGAUAUUUAUCUCCUGUAUAUAGGCAUUCUGUGUACAAUUUUUAUUCUCUCUAUAUAGAAUUCGUGUUUUCUUAUAUUGUGCUUCUUCUUUCCCUCCCUCCCUCUCUUUGUGUUUUUAUAUCUAAGAAACUUAUAAAUAAAUCAUAAUAUAUUGUUAUUUUAUAUAAUUAUCAAAUUUUAAAACUGUGUGAAGUAAUUUUAUUCAGCUAUACUCUAUAUACAUAUAUGUAUGCAUAUAUAGCUAAACUGAUUGGUGCUUAUAUGUACUUCCGUAUUCUUUUUUUUUUUUUUUUUUAUUGCUCUGCUUAUACUCUAAUACAUAAAUAUAAAUUAUAAAUUAAUACUCUUGUAAUACAUGUGUACUUUGGUAAAACUGUCUGCAAUAAGAUUUUACAUAUUUGUGUUUUUAUGAAAUUUCUUUUCCUUUUCUUUAUUGAGUGUUUAUUGUUAUUAGAAUAACACAUUAUGUUUAUUUUGUUAUUAGAUUGAGAUAUAUGCGUAUUUGUAAUUGGGAGAUAUGAUAUGAUGUAAUAACAUCUUACA
Molecule: messenger RNA, 1943 nt
Organism: Pseudomyrmex gracilis
Lineage: Eukaryota; Metazoa; Arthropoda; Insecta; Hymenoptera; Formicidae
Product: ankyrin repeat and MYND domain-containing protein 2
Exons: 3
Coding region: 35-1258 (407 amino acids)
Molecular function (GO): protein binding
Source: RefSeq, a predicted model, not a curated record